AUGGGUCGCGAUCGCGUGAGCAUAACUAUCAAGGAUGAUGAAAUCUGGGAGCAGAGAAGGGCUAGACUGAAAGCACUAGAGUCAGGAAACGACCCACAAACCCAAAUAGAAUUCAAUUAUCGUGCGUAUCUACUGCUACAUGUCGCCACGAAAGAAGGCGACAUCAACAAGUUCAUCGAAGCCCUUGAAAAGUAUUCUGCUGAAGAGAGGGUCUCUUUGUCCGACAUUAUCCACAUACGGGGCCCUUCCGGGAACUCGUUGCUCCAUGUCGCAGCGGGUAUCAAGAACUCCGACAUCCUCCGAGCCCUCCUCGAGGUCAAUCAUGACAAGCAGCUUGUUGGCCAGGUGAAUGGUAGAGGAGACACCCCGCUCCACAUCGCGGCAAGAGUGGGCACGAUCUGCAUGGCUGAGCUCCUCCUUGAUUGCGGCUGUAUUGCGGACAAAGUGAACGAGGCGGGGAACACAGCGUUGCAUGAGGCUGUGAAGAAUGGCGAUUACAAGUUGACAGAUCUGCUCCUGCGUCGAGGCUCAAAGUCGGUGAAUAAGAAGAACAAGGAGAGAAAGUGCCCGCUGUACUUGGCAGUCGAGAUGGGGGACUUGAAGAUUCUCUUGCGUUUGCUGCAAGAAGUGGAUGAAAACGAAGUCCUUCGGCCCAGGAUACAAGGCAUGUCGCCAGUUCACGGAGCCGUGAUGCACCAAAAGUUCGGUUAG
Molecule: messenger RNA, 711 nt
Organism: Eucalyptus grandis
Lineage: Eukaryota; Viridiplantae; Streptophyta; Magnoliopsida; Myrtales; Myrtaceae
Product: ankyrin repeat domain-containing protein 6-like
Exons: 1
Coding region: 1-711 (236 amino acids)
Molecular function (GO): protein binding
Source: RefSeq, a predicted model, not a curated record